This is a messenger RNA of Acanthosepion pharaonis, 765 nucleotides long. Lineage: Eukaryota; Metazoa; Mollusca; Cephalopoda; Sepiida; Sepiidae. The record is from the annotation of a GenBank genome assembly.
AUGAAAGUUCUUCUUUUUGUGUUGUUGUCUGUGGAGAGCAUAUUAACUAGAGACAUACAUUUUGAUUAUUUUGUCUUCACUCAACAAUGGCCACCUGCAGUGUGCAUUGAGGGACAGAAAACGGGACAUCAGUGUUCAAUUCCUACAAAUGUUAAAGGAUGGGUUAUCCAUGGUCUUUGGCCUUCAAGAAAUAUGAAUAGGGGUCCAUUUUUCUGCAAUAAUUCUGACACUUUUGAUGAAAAUAAGUUAAAGCCAAUUGAGGAAGAACUAAGAUUGUAUUGGCCAAAUCUCUUUUCUGAUAGUCCGGACUUAUCAUUCUGGAAACAUGAGUGGAAGAAACAUGGCACUUGUUCUCUGUCUGACAAAUUAAUUCCAGACGAAUUUACUUACUUCAAAACUGCUUUGAAUUUGUACAAAAAGUAUAAUAUUACAAGUAUCUUAGGAAAUUCUGGUAUAAUUCCCAACACUUACACCUCAUAUAAGAGUGAUGAUUUUUGUAAUGCUGUUGAAAAUUCUUUGAAUACUGUUCCUGUUGUUACUUGCAUUUAUGAUAAAAUAAGUACACAUCAUUAUUUACUGCAAAUAGAAAUUUGUGUGGACAAGGAUUUUAAUACAAUUGAUUGUCCAGAAAGAUCUUCAGGUCAUCAUUCAAAUAAAUACACACUCUACUACAAGACAAAACAGGAUGAUUCUUGCGCAAGAUGUUCUUCAAAUAAAGGUAUCUGGUAUCCUCCAAUUACUUCCUACAAUGUCAACCAUGGAUAA